This is a messenger RNA of Strongylocentrotus purpuratus (purple sea urchin), 4110 nucleotides long. RefSeq lists its product as uncharacterized. Bases 84 to 2150 code for a protein of 688 amino acids. The record is from RefSeq and is a predicted model, not a curated record. The transcript is spliced from 2 exons. NCBI's taxonomy places the organism in Eukaryota, Metazoa, Echinodermata, Echinoidea, Camarodonta, Strongylocentrotidae. Gene Ontology annotation, biological process: DNA integration. Gene Ontology annotation, molecular function: nucleic acid binding.
UUAUGACAUGUUAUAUUUUAUGGUGUUAUUUCGUAUAUAUAUAUAUUUUUUUUUUAUAUACAGAAUUCGUGUUAUGAUGAAUAAUGGAGACACCAACUAAUGGAGAUGCGAUUGGACUUGAGGAGAGAGUAGAAGCGAUAAGUCUUUCACCUUCUUUCACCUUUGCUGAAAUAAGGAAAGCACAAUUAAUAGAUGGUGAUAUCAGUGUUGUGUUGAAAUGGAAAGAGAAGUCUCAAUUGAAGCCAGAGUGGAAGGAAAUGUCUAUGCUAUCUUCAGCAGUAAAGACAUAUUGGAUAAACUGGGAGCUACUGGAAAUAAAAGAUGAGAUUCUAGUUCGAAGAUGGGAGUCAGAUGAUGGUAAGGAAGUGAACUGGAAAACUGUACUCCCCAAGUCCCUACGCUCAGUGGCCUUGGCUGAUUUGCACGAUGCAAAAACAGGAGUUCAUCUAGGAGUAAACAAGACGUUACACAAACUUCAACGUAGAUUCUACUGGGUAGGACUAGCCGCUGAUGUACGCUCUUGGGUUAGGAAAUGCACUGUGUGUGCACGGUCCAAGAAUCCACCUAAGAAGAAUAGAGCACCUUUGCAACAGUACAGAGUUGGAGCCCCGAUGGAGAGAGUGGCUAUGGAUAUUAUGGGACCUUUGCCCGAGACAGAUAAAGGAAAUAGAUAUGUGUUGGUCAUUGGAGACUAUUUCACUAAAUGGACUGAAUCUUAUGCUAUGCCAAACCAAGAAGCCAAGACAGUGGCUAAUAUCUUUGUAGAGGAAUUUGUAUGCAGAUAUGGAAUCCCAAAUGAGCUCCACACUGAUCAGGGCAGAAACUUUGAGUCUAACUUAAUGAGUGAAGUAUGUAAACUUCUAGGAAUUAAGAAGACGCGUACGUGUCCUCUUCAUCCCAGGAGUGAUGGGAUGAUUGAACGGUUUAACCGCACCUUGAUUGGCAUGGUGAGAACCCUCAUCGAUCCGGACAGGAACCAGAGAGAUUGGGACGAGCUGCUUCCCCAUGCCAUGUUAGCUUACAGAUCAAGUGUACAGGAGUCAACGGGAGAAACUCCGGCAAUAAUGAUGUUGGGAAGAGAACUUUCAUUGCCAGUAGAUAUAUUGGUUGAGCGAUCUUCAUCUGUGGAAAAUGGAAGUGAAAUAGGAGAUUAUGCAGAGCAACUGAGAGAUAAACUUCAUGAUGUGCAUGAUAGAGCCCGAAAUAAACUUCGCUUGACGGGUGAACGCCAAGCUAAGAUGUAUGAUAGGAACACUAGACUCACCAGUUAUAAAGUUGGUGACUGGGUUUGGUUGUAUGGAAUAGAGAGGAAGAGAGGAGUGUGUCCUAAGCUAACCAUGAAGUGGACUGGUCCUUACUUAGUUAUCACUAAGCUUUCUGAUGUGGUAUAUCGAAUACAACGAAGUGAGAGAUAUUUACGAUUUACGAUGUUACUUCUUUGCAGUACAUGCAAGGCUGGUUUUACUUCACGGGCAGAGCUAAACAGACACAUGAAAGAGGCCCAUGGACGUGAACUAACUCUGAAAUGCGAGACUUGCGCAUAUGAAACCACUGAGGGGAUUAAAUUCCGUAGGCAUUAUAGGAGAACUCAUAACCUCUCCAAAAGCGAUACUUUAGCAGUGGCUUUCUCCGCGGCAUCAGAUCGUUAUACGUUGAAGCAAGAAAACCUGAGAGAGGGGAAGGAAAGGAAAAGGAAGUUGGAAGAGGAGCGAGUAGGAGAAGGAAUUGCUAAGAAGGCAAGAGAAGCAGAAAAGGAAAGAAGACAGAAGAGUAAGGAUAUUAACUCAGGAUCUAGUACCCCUCUGCCAGUACUUUCGUUGAAAUAUUUGUACGAAACAUUAUCUUUGUCUCCAGGGGACUAUUUCUCUGACUCUUUUGACAAUCAACAACCAACCCUGGAUACUGACGAUCGACAACCUACCCCAGACGCAACUGAUGACCGACAGCCCACCCCAACUGACCCAAGACCAACACCAGACUUAGAGGAAUUAACGAUUAGUUUAAACAGAGCAGCAACAGAAAUUGGACGUAUAAAACUGGUGUCAGUGACCGUCGUAACCGAGACUUAUUAUCAUGUGCACGGGAAGGAAAAAAGAGGGAAGGUAGAGACGAAAACCUUUAAUUUCGACGAAGACAGUAAUGAGGAGUAAUUUUUAUUUAUUGUGUAUUUAUAACUAUUGAGAAUUUUAAUUAUUGUAUAUUUAUUGAAACUAGCGUUUAAGCCUACAUUUAUGCUGUAUUUAACAGAAGAAGAAAAAAAAAAUACACAUAGACCUGUAUGUACUGUAUAUACACUACCAUGUCAAAGUAUGGUACAUGUAUGAUAAGAAAUGAGUGGUUGUAUUUUUAAUUUUUUUUUUUUUUUUUUUUAGUCGCUGGGGACAGCGAUUUAGAAGAAGGGAGGUAGUGUGACGGUCAGCGUAAAAUCUAACUUGUUCAUUUUUAUAAAACUGACUUGAAACACCAAAAUAUAUAUGUGGGACUGAUUUUUCGAUCUUUUCAUAUAUUUUUGUCUAUUUCACUUGUUAAAUUGCUGAGUUAUACUGUCAGGCUGACUUACCAUUAUUCUAAAUGUCUGUACUCUCGGAAUAAGGCUCUUACUUUAUUUUGAUCAAUAUAUUUCUCUUUGUAUAAAGGUUACAAAUUAUUUGAUGUAAUCGCACUUACUUUGAAAUAGUUAUUGCGAAGAUUUAUGAAUAUUCAUGUGCGUACAUAUUCGCGUGGUUAAAGCAUACGCGCAUAGCGCAUGGUAGUGCGCUGAUAUGUGAUAGCCGAGUUUGAUCGAUGUGGCUAGGCUGUACACUUUGGCAUUAGAUGCGCUGUGAAACUGACCUGUCUGUGAACCUUGUUGAACCGAGAUUUACGGUAAUUAUUCCUUUCGUUUCCGCCCAUUGCUAUUCAUAUGCAGAUUAGCUGAUUUGCAUUGCACCAACAACAAAUGUUGAUCAAUCUAUUGGACUUUGUACCAAAAUUGAUGUUUUAAUGUUUAUUUUAGAGUUAAAUGUGUAUUUUCAUGGUUUUUAAGGCCGAAUCGAAUACAGGCCAGAAGCAGAUUGGCCAAAAUCUAGCCAAAAUGGGAUGGCCCAAAACUAGCCAAAAUGGGAUGGCCCAAAACUAGCCAAAUUGGUAUUGUGCAUAUGAUUAGUAUGACUGCUGUGUAUAUGGAUGCUUGUUAUAUUGGUAUUCAUUUAUCAGAUAAUAGUUAUCAAUAUGUAUGCUUGGAACUGAAACAGAAUACACAAAAUGGACAUGAAUUCUUGGAUUUUAUAUUACUGUGCCAGUAAUUAUUUAUUGAAUAAUGCAACACUUAAUAAAAUGUCUUUACAAUUAUAUUGCAUUACAGAGAUGUCAGUUCAGAUAUCACAGUCACUGUUAAGAAAUGAGCAUUGGAAGUGGUGAACAUAUUCCCUUUAUUUAUUACUUUUGGUUGAGAGAUUUUACUCUUUGUAGCUAAUAAAUCAUUAGCUACGCUGAAAUUAGGUGUACUUCAGGUCGCUGGAUAGUUUGACUAACUGAUCCUUUGCGGGUAUACCUAAAGGUCUAACCAAUUCCAAUCUGGUUUCUGUGACAAGUAGUUCUAAGAAUGUUUAUACAUGUACAAACUUUUAUCUAUUUGUGAGAUAUUGAAUAUUAGUGCUACUGCUUAUUAUUCAAUGGAGGACUGAUUAUUUAAUUGGUCAUUGGAACAUUUUCUCUUUUAUUAUCGAUUUUUACUCUAGACUAUAGACCAUAUCUGCUGUGUGACCUAAUACAUUACUAGUAAUAUGAAUUUCUGGAGGACGAGGCUGAGGGCCUCAGUAACUUAGUCUGUCACCUGUACCUAGUAGUUUAAGAAUAUAUCUAUCUACAUGUAAAGCAGUUGUAACUUAUAUAUAUUGAACAUUUGUAUAUUUAAUAAUUGUAUUCUAUAUAGUUGUACUUUAAAUAUAUUCGUCAUAUUUAUGAACAAAGUAAAUACGAUCUGAUGCUAUUACUUGCAUAAGAUUUAGUCACUUGUAAAUAGAUUCACAAUUCAACAAUUAAUGAUGUACAAAUUAAUAUAAGUAGCUUAUGUAUUUAUGGAGCUGUAACUUACAUGUAUAUUUUAUCUUAGUAACACUUAUUGAUAAU